This is a messenger RNA of Notothenia coriiceps (black rockcod), 868 nucleotides long. RefSeq names its product homeobox protein Mohawk-like. Gene Ontology annotation, molecular function: RNA polymerase II cis-regulatory region sequence-specific DNA binding; DNA-binding transcription factor activity, RNA polymerase II-specific. NCBI's taxonomy places the organism in Eukaryota, Metazoa, Chordata, Actinopteri, Perciformes, Nototheniidae. The annotation marks the transcript as partial. Gene Ontology annotation, cellular component: nucleus. The record is from RefSeq and is a predicted model, not a curated record. Gene Ontology annotation, biological process: regulation of transcription by RNA polymerase II; muscle organ development; cell development. The transcript has 4 exons.
AUGCACCUGUUGAUCGAGGAGAACUUUACUUGUUUGAUAAUGAGCAAAGUUGCUGAGAUGAAGUGUGAUACUCUUGUUUUUGAGGACGACAUUAAGGCAGAGGAGAGGAGCAGGCUGAGCUGUGUGGAUUUGCCUCAGAGCAGUUUACCAGACGGGCAGAACGCAGACCUGCUGAGGUGCCAGGAGACCAACGGGGACAUUUCUCCCAUCAGAAGAUACGGGUCUCGUUUGGGUGGGGUCAAAGUUCGCCACAAGAGACAGGUGCUGCAGGACAUGGCCCGGCCGCUCAAACAUUGGCUGUACAAACACCGGGACAACCCCUACCCCACCAAGACGGAGAAGGUCCUGCUGGCUCUGGGCUCUCACAUGACUCUAGUACAGGUUUCCAACUGGUUUGCAAACGCCCGGCGGAGGCUGAAGAACACAGUGAGACAGCCAGACCUGAGCUGGGCCCUGAGGAUCAAACUGUACAAUAAAUACAUCCAGGGAAACGCUGAGAGACUGAGCGUGUGCAGCGAUAACUCAGAAUCAGACGAUGAACACUGUCCCUUACAAACUCCCAUCGGCCAAUCAGACUUUGGCAGGUCCCACAAGAGUGUGCUCGAGAAGCAGUGCGGCGUCCUCGCCAUGGCGGACUCUGCCAACAGUGACGACAGCGCUUCACCUCCAUCCAAGUACAAGAGCAGUUUGCUGAACCGCUACCUGAACGACACCCUGAGACACAUGAUGGCGGGGGAGGCCAAUGGCGUUGCUCCAGCCCGCAAGAGGAGGAGCCACUCCGAGUUGUUCAGCUCCAACGAGUGCGAUCGAGAUGUUGUCUCUCCGGCGUCAUCGUACGAAACGGAGGCCAACUUCGUCUACCACAUGG